Messenger RNA from Balaenoptera ricei (Rice's whale), 3927 nucleotides. RefSeq names its product collagen type II alpha 1 chain (gene COL2A1). Lineage: Eukaryota; Metazoa; Chordata; Mammalia; Artiodactyla; Balaenopteridae. Bases 95 to 3532 code for a protein of 1145 amino acids. Gene Ontology annotation, molecular function: extracellular matrix structural constituent. The record is from RefSeq and is a predicted model, not a curated record. The transcript has 40 exons. Gene Ontology annotation, cellular component: collagen type II trimer.
GAGAACGGUUCUCCAGGCCCAAUGGGUCCCCGUGGCCUGCCUGGUGAGAGAGGACGGUCCGGCCCUGCUGGCGCCGCGGGUGCUCGGGGCAACGAUGGCCAACCCGGCCCCGCAGGGCCUCCGGGUCCCGUGGGUCCUGCUGGCGGUCCUGGCUUCCCCGGUGCUCCUGGUGCCAAGGGUGAAGCUGGCCCCACCGGUGCUCGAGGUCCUGAAGGUGCCCAAGGUCCUCGCGGUGAAGCUGGUACUCCUGGGUCCCCCGGGCCGGCUGGUGCUUCUUCUCCUUUUUCAGGGUAACCCUGGAUCUGAUGGAAUUCCUGGAGCUAAAGGAUCUGCUGGUGCCCCUGGCAUUGCUGGUGCACCCGGCUUCCCUGGGCCCCGUGGUCCACCCGGCCCUCAAGGUGCAACUGGUCCUCUGGGCCCGAAAGGUCAAACGGGUGAGCCUGGUAUUGCUGGCUUCAAAGGCGAACAAGGCCCCAAGGGAGAACCGGGCCCUGCUGGUCCCCAAGGAGCCCCCGGUCCUGCUGGUGAAGAAGGCAAAAGAGGGUCCCGUGGAGAGCCUGGAGGUGCUGGGCCCGCUGGGCCCCCUGGAGAAAGAGGUCCUCCUGGCAACCGUGGGUUCCCAGGUCAGGAUGGUCUGGCAGGUCCCAAGGGAGCCCCUGGAGAGCGAGGGCCCAGUGGCCUUGCUGGUCCCAAGGGAGCCAAUGGUGACCCUGGCCGUCCUGGAGAACCCGGCCUCCCUGGCGCCCGGGGUCUCACUGGUCGCCCUGGUGAUGCUGGUCCUCAAGGCAAAGUUGGUCCUUCUGGAGCCCCUGGUGAAGAUGGUCGCCCUGGACCUCCAGGUCCUCAGGGGACUCGUGGGCAGCCUGGUGUCAUGGGUUUCCCUGGCCCCAAAGGUGCCAAUGGUGAGCCUGGCAAAGCUGGUGAGAAAGGAUUGCCUGGUGCUCCUGGCCUGAGAGGUCUCCCUGGCAAAGAUGGUGAGACAGGAGCUGCAGGCCCCCCUGGACCCGCUGGACCUGCCGGGGAACGAGGCGAACAGGGUGCUCCUGGGCCAUCUGGGUUCCAGGGACUUCCUGGCCCGCCCGGUCCCCCAGGUGAAGGUGGAAAACCAGGUGACCAGGGCGUUCCUGGUGAAGCUGGAGCUCCCGGCCUCGUGGGUCCCAGGGGUGAACGAGGUUUCCCAGGGGAACGUGGCUCUCCCGGGUCCCAGGGCCUCCAGGGGCCCCGCGGCCUCCCUGGCACUCCUGGCACUGAUGGUCCCAAAGGCGCAGCUGGCCCAGCUGGCCCCACUGGGGCUCAGGGCCCUCCAGGUCUGCAGGGGAUGCCCGGUGAGAGAGGAGCAGCUGGCAUCGCUGGCCCCAAGGGAGACAGGGGUGAUGUUGGUGAGAAAGGCCCUGAGGGAGCCCCCGGGAAGGACGGUGGACGAGGUCUGACUGGCCCCAUUGGCCCCCCUGGCCCGGCCGGUGCCAACGGUGAGAAGGGAGAAGUUGGACCUCCUGGUCCUGCAGGAACUGUUGGUGCUCGCGGCGCCCCGGGUGAACGUGGCGAGACUGGACCCCCCGGACCCGCUGGAUUUGCCGGUCCUCCUGGUGCUGACGGCCAGCCCGGUGCCAAAGGCGAGCAAGGAGAGGCUGGCCAGAAAGGUGACGCUGGUGCCCCGGGUCCUCAGGGCCCCUCUGGAGCUCCCGGGCCUCAGGGUCCUACUGGUGUGACUGGUCCUAAAGGAGCCCGAGGUGCUCAAGGUCCCCCGGGGGCCACCGGAUUCCCCGGAGCUGCAGGCCGCGUCGGACCCCCAGGUUCCAAUGGCAACCCUGGACCCCCCGGCCCCCCUGGUCCUUCUGGAAAAGAUGGUCCCAAAGGUGCUCGAGGAGACAGCGGCCCCCCUGGCCGAGCUGGUGACCCUGGCCUCCAAGGUCCUUCCGGACCCCCUGGCGAGAAGGGAGAGCCUGGAGACGACGGUCCUUCUGGUCCCGACGGUCCUCCAGGUCCCCAGGGUCUGGCUGGUCAGAGGGGCAUCGUUGGUCUGCCUGGGCAGCGUGGUGAGCGAGGAUUCCCCGGCCUGCCCGGCCCAUCGGGUGAGCCUGGCAAGCAGGGAGCUCCUGGAGCAUCUGGAGACCGAGGCCCCCCUGGCCCCGUGGGUCCUCCCGGCCUGACUGGUCCUGCGGGUGAACCUGGACGCGAGGGAAGCCCUGGUGCUGACGGCCCCCCCGGCAGAGACGGUGCAGCUGGAGUCAAGGGCGAUCGUGGUGAGACCGGUCCCGUGGGUGGCCCCGGAGCCCCAGGGGCCCCUGGCUCUCCUGGCCCCGCCGGCCCAAUCGGCAAGCAGGGAGACCGAGGAGAAGCUGGUGCACAAGGCCCCAUGGGACCCUCAGGACCAGCCGGAGCCCGGGGAUUGCCAGGUCCUCAAGGCCCCCGAGGUGACAAAGGAGAAACGGGAGAGGCUGGCGAGAGGGGACUGAAGGGACACCGUGGCUUCACUGGUCUGCAGGGUCUGCCCGGUCCCCCCGGUCCUGCUGGAGACCAAGGUACUUCUGGUCCUGCCGGUCCUUCUGGCCCCAGAGGUCCUCCUGGCCCCGUCGGUCCCUCUGGCAAAGAUGGCGCUAAUGGAAUCCCCGGCCCCAUUGGACCUCCUGGACCCCGUGGACGUUCAGGCGAAACUGGCCCUGCUGGUCCUCCUGGAAAUCCUGGACCCCCUGGCCCUCCAGGUCCCCCUGGCCCUGGCAUUGACAUGUCCGCCUUUGCUGGCCUAGGCCAGAGAGAGAAGGGCCCCGACCCCCUGCAGUACAUGCGGGCCGAUGAGGCAGCCGGCAACCUGAGACAGCACGACGCCGAGGUGGAUGCCACACUCAAGUCCCUCAACAACCAGAUCGAGAGCAUCCGCAGCCCUGAGGGAUCCCGCAAGAACCCUGCUCGCACCUGCCGGGACCUGAAACUCUGUCACCCUGAGUGGAAGAGCGGAGAUUACUGGAUCGACCCGAACCAGGGCUGCACCCUGGACGCCAUGAAGGUUUUCUGCAACAUGGACACUGGCGAGACCUGCGUCUACCCCAGCCCGGCCAGCGUCCCCAAGAAGAACUGGUGGAGCAGCAAGAGCAAGGACAAGAAACACAUCUGGUUCGGAGAAACCAUCAACGGUGGCUUCCACUUCAGCUAUGGAGAUGACAACCUGGCUCCCAACACCGCCAACGUCCAGAUGACCUUCCUGCGCCUGCUGUCCACCGAGGGCUCCCAGAACGUCACCUACCACUGCAAGAACAGCAUCGCCUACCUGGACGAAGCCGCGGGCAACCUCAAGAAGGCCCUGCUCCUCCAGGGCUCCAACGACGUGGAGAUCCGGGCUGAGGGCAACAGCAGGUUCACGUAUACUGUUCUGAAGGAUGGCUGCACGAAACACACCGGUAAGUGGGGCAAGACUAUGAUCGAGUACCGGUCGCAGAAGACCUCACGCCUCCCCAUCAUUGACAUUGCACCCAUGGACAUAGGAGGGCCCGAGCAGGAAUUCGGUGUGGACAUAGGGCCUGUCUGCUUCUUGUAAAAACCCGAACCCAGAAACAACACAAUCCAUUGCAAACCCAAAGGACCCAAGUACUUUCCAAUCCCAGUCACUCUAGGACUCUGCACUGAAUGGCUGACCUGACCUGAUGUCCAUUCAUCCCACCCUCUCACAGUUUGGACUUUUCUCCCUUCUCUAAGAGACCUGAACUGGGCAGACUGCAAAAUAAAAUCUCGGUGUUCUAUUUAUUUAUUGUCUUCCUGUAAGACCUUUGGGUCAAGGCAGAGGCAGGAAACUAACUGGUGUGAGUCAAACGCCCCCUGAGUGACUGCCCCCCCAGCCCAGGCAAGAGAACCCCCCCUUCAGGUGCUGGGCGCAGGAACUGUGUGUGUCCUACACAAUGGUGCUAUUCUGUGUCAAACACCUCUGUAUUUUUU